Messenger RNA from Gavialis gangeticus (Gharial), 448 nucleotides. RefSeq names its product potassium voltage-gated channel subfamily E regulatory subunit 1 (gene KCNE1). Gene Ontology annotation, biological process: regulation of ventricular cardiac muscle cell membrane repolarization; potassium ion export across plasma membrane; negative regulation of delayed rectifier potassium channel activity. Gene Ontology annotation, molecular function: delayed rectifier potassium channel activity; voltage-gated potassium channel activity involved in ventricular cardiac muscle cell action potential repolarization; potassium channel regulator activity. The coding region runs from base 1 to 381 and encodes 126 amino acids. The record is from RefSeq and is a predicted model, not a curated record. The transcript has a single exon. Gene Ontology annotation, cellular component: membrane. NCBI's taxonomy places the organism in Eukaryota, Metazoa, Chordata, Crocodylia, Gavialidae.
AUGAUAUUGCCAUCUAAUGAUACAGCACUGAAUUCACUCCUUUCCAAGUUGCUACAAGAAUACAUGGACCAGAAAAAUAACACUGUGCAUUCUCAGGUUGGAAGACACACUGACAAUUUGGAAAUACUCUAUGUAGUCCUGUUACUUGGCUUCUUUGGCUUCUUCACACUUGGAACAAUGCUUAACUACAUCCGUUCAAAAAAGCUAGAGCACUCCAAUGACCCAUACAAUGUGUAUAUUGCGACAGAUGUUUGGCAUAAGGAGGACAAGGCAAGUUUUAAAGCAAAAGUUAUAGAAAGCUACAAACUGUGCAGCGUGUUUGAAAACCAGCUUGCAGUAGAACAACCUAAUAACCAGAUUCCUGAGGUGAAGUCUUCGUAGUGAAUUGGGAAAAGGAUGGACAAGGAUAGGGCUAGAUCUUAACCUAGUCUCAAUCCAAAUAGCUCCU